Nothoprocta perdicaria is the source of this 1426-nucleotide messenger RNA. It is a transcript of the gene HESX1, whose product is annotated as HESX homeobox 1. Bases 643 to 1263 code for a protein of 206 amino acids. Gene Ontology annotation, cellular component: nucleus. Gene Ontology annotation, biological process: pituitary gland development; forebrain development; regulation of transcription by RNA polymerase II. The record is from RefSeq and is a predicted model, not a curated record. The transcript is spliced from 5 exons. Gene Ontology annotation, molecular function: RNA polymerase II cis-regulatory region sequence-specific DNA binding; DNA-binding transcription repressor activity, RNA polymerase II-specific. Lineage: Eukaryota; Metazoa; Chordata; Aves; Tinamiformes; Tinamidae.
UUUCUUCCUUAAUCUCUUCUUCUAUGCCCUGCAUAGAGGACGGGCAGAAAAUUGAUCUAUGACCUGCUGAAGGUUUUGUUUAGAAUGAUUGCUAUUAUACUGUUGCAUGUAUACAGAAGUCCUUGCAUUAUCUCUCCAGUAGCCAUAAUGCCUGCUGUGCAGUCUGCAUUUGCAAAAUAACUGCAGCCAAGAGUAGGAGUUUUGUUGGCUAACGAAGGAUGUAGGUAGCCUUGUUGCAAACAGCUGCUGUGAAACAUAAAGGAACAUGUAAGGCUCUUGUCUAGCACUACUCUUUACAGGAAGCCAUCGAUAGGACUCUGCUGACAUUUAAUUCACCAUGUAUUCUGUCACGAAGCUGAUGGAACUUCCUGGACAGAAGAGGCUUUUCGGAGGCUCCUGAAAUAUGUACUAAAGGCUCCUGUGAAUAGUGGAAUUUCCGUUAAAAUUUUGAUCUGAGCGUUUCUGGGUUUUCCAGCUAGGAAAAGUAUGUCAGCUACUCUGCAGAUUUCUGGACGCAGGGUUUCCUGAGGAAGAGAAGGCUCACAUGUUGAGGAAAAUCUGACAGAUUUUGUUAAGCCCCCGUUGUCAACAUAGCUAUAAGGAGGAGGACUUGAAGAGAAAUGCCAGUACAGUAUAGGUGGUAUGCUGACUGAAGGUGAAAGCAUGGCAAGUACGUCCUUGUGUCCUGCUAAUACGUCAGUAUCUCAGAACUGUCAGAAGACGUCUGGUUUUGUGGAAAAUAAAACUGCACAGUGUUCAUUUUCCAUUGAAAGUAUUUUGGGAUUGGAACAGAAAAAAGAUAUCACUUCAGCUGUGAAACCUCACAGACCGUGGACGGAUACAUGCACUAACCUGGUUUUAUGUGAAGACAGCAAUCCUCAUACACAAAUCCCUGUUAUUUCCUAUGAGAAUUCAUUAUUUCGUGCUAACAGUACUGCAAUGCAAGAGGAAAAAGUUUUGAAGUGUGAAAAAUAUUUUUCAGUGACUGAAAGGCUAUCUUUCAAACGAGAAUUGAGCUGGUACAGGGGUAGAAGACCAAGAACUGCUUUCACUAGAAACCAGAUUGACGUUUUGGAAAAUGUUUUUAAAAUGAACUCCUACCCUGGCAUUGAUAUUAGAGAAGAACUAGCUCGCAAAUUAGAUUUAGAUGAAGACAGGAUUCAGAUCUGGUUCCAGAACCGUCGUGCAAAACUGAAAAGAUCACACCGAGAAUCUCAAUUUCUAAUGGUGAAAAACACUUUCACCUCUAACCUGCUAGACUAAGAAGAAUGACUUGCUAUUAAGCUAUCACAACAGAACAUGAAGAACAUGAGUUUUUCAUAAUUUGUAUUAAUGAUAUUAAUUUUAUGAUUUUAUUCCUACAGUGGAAAGAAUAUCAUGAUUUUAUUUCGGAUAAACUGUUGAUAUGGGAAAAGUAAACUUUUCC